Molecule: messenger RNA, 988 nt
Organism: Formica exsecta
Lineage: Eukaryota; Metazoa; Arthropoda; Insecta; Hymenoptera; Formicidae
Exons: 3
Coding region: 98-607 (169 amino acids)
Source: RefSeq, a predicted model, not a curated record
UUUUAAUUCUUUAUUACGAAUUUCUUUAUUACGCAAACUUCGCCACGUGCACACCUUUGUCUUAUGAAAAAAUUAAAAACGUUUCGACCUACUUGAAAUGAUUAUCAAAUUGGACGAGCCGAUGCGCCGGGACGUGGACGAUGACGGCUUUUCUCUGGUAACCGUGACUAGUAUUUCCCUUCAAGAAAGCACCGGCAGUACCUUCGCGGGUUCUGUCUACACGAAUUGGGAGGAGAAAUUCGCGUGUCGCGCAUUACAGAAGCGAGGUCGCAUCUUCAGCUAUCGAAGGAGGAAAAUAUACGUCGGUGAUGGAAUCUUUAGCGCACCGGCUGGCGUCUGCCCACAUCGCGUCACGUCAUCGAUCAUUCGUCGUAAUACAGGAGAUUCUCGACUCGUGUUUAUCUGGCCGCAAAAAGCUAGCAGAGCGCGGAUAUCGAGUGUUCUCGCACCUUUAUUGCGCGGAGUCUUGAUCGGACUGUUGUUCGUAGAUGCUCUUCAUCUGUGGCCCGGAGAAUUUUUACCUACGUCGUUACCGUCGAAUUUGCCGAUCUCUUUGCCGCCUGUCAAAUGCAACAUCAUCGAGCCACGUUGGUUCGACAAUAACUGAGCCACAAUCUAUAUCAUCAUCGUUUAUUAUAAACACUUAUAUUUCUUAACGCAAUACGAUUUUUAUUAUAAUAUACUAUAUACGAUAUUUUUAAUAAACAUAAAAUUUAUUUUACUGUGCAAACAUGCUUGAUUUCUUAAAUUGCUUUUAUGGCGGGAAAGAAAUUUGACAGUUAAGGAAAAGCUUCAGAUAAAAAGUUUGACGAAAACGAAACAAUUCAUGCUUAGAAUGUAUUGUACUAUAUUUUAAUAUAUAAUUCGACACCGUGUCUAGCACACACAGCAGAGAUAUUGGACUUCGUAAUCCUAAUGAAGGUUCAAGUCAAUGAUAUGUACUUAUUUUACAAUUCAGACACAGCAUAAAAGGUUACGGCUUCACUGA